Dimorphilus gyrociliatus is the source of this 1558-nucleotide messenger RNA. NCBI's taxonomy places the organism in Eukaryota, Metazoa, Annelida, Polychaeta, Dinophilidae. The record is from the annotation of a GenBank genome assembly.
CGUUUCCGUUUCCGGGUGUUUUUCCUUCUUUUUUUAGUAGAAUUUUUCUAUAUAUUAGUACAAAAUAUAUACUUAAAGAUAUAUUUUAUAAUAUCUAUAUUAAUUUUAUACAUAAAUAUUUAUGCAGAAAUGCUCGGCAGAUUUUUCCCAUUAAAAAAUACAAAUCAGCUCAAAACUAUAAAUUCGGCAAGAUGCUUUGGUUCUAUAAAGAAGACAAGUAAAAAGGCAAAGUUUCUAAUUGGAACUAGGUUACCGAACACGGACCUCUAUACAUCUUCACCUAAAGACGUCAUAAAGCCUGCAGAUUUAUUUUCUAAAAGAAAAUCCGUACUCUUUAGCGUUCCUGGGGCUUUUGUACCAGGUUGUAGCCACGGGCAUAUACCAGAAUAUUUAGAAAAUGUUGAAAGAUUUAAGACCGAAGGGUAUACUGUUAUCGCAUGUCUGUCCGUUAAUGAUCCUUACGUAAUGACUGCGUGGGGAAAAUCUGUUGAUCCAGAUCGUAAGCUUUUAAUGUUGUCAGAUCCAAAGGCCGAGUUUACAAAAGCCAUAGGUAUGGAGUUGGAUUGCACUUCAUUAUUAGGAGAUAUCAGGUCAAAAAGGUAUUCGCUUCUAAUCGACGAUGGCGUUGUUACACACGUUAGUCAAGAGCCCGACGAUUCUGGUUUGUCCUGUUUGCUAUGCAUUCAAAAAAUGAAGAGGAUACAACAAUCAACAAUAGACAGAUAAGAUAUUUAAGAAGAAGGAAAAACUUUAUAAAACUUGAAUUACAAUAAACGUCAAUGUACGAUUUAUACGCGAAAGAAAACGGGACAUUAUAAAAAAAAUAUAAAUAGUAAAUAGGUUUUAAUCUGUAAAUUCAUUAUACGAAGGGUCUCUCCCCCAGCUUUAUGAAUAACGUUUAAAAUAGUAAAAAGAGACCCACCAGAAUAAUAAUACUUGAAUUUAUAUUUUUCAUCCGAUAAUGUUGUAUUUAAAUGCAAUAAAUAAAUAAAUAGAUGGAAAUGGAAAACUAUUACAUUUUUCAAGUGAAUUCUGACAAGAAUGAGUGAAAAUGCAGUGAAAAAGGGAGGGAAAAAAAUCAUUUUGCAUGGAAAUAGUCAAGGAUCGACUAUGCUAUAAGUUAAAGUAAAAUACUGUAUAUAUAAAUAUAAAAGUCUUCUUCAAACUCCUAGAAAGAUUAAUAAAAAACGUUAUCUGCAAUUCUCUUUCAAAAGAAACACUGCAUAGAAUGGUUAACCAUUCCCUUUUAGUAAACAGACGACGGCCACUACGGAGACAGAUUGUUAAUUUUUAGUCAGCUGAAAUUAGACGACGACCUAUAUAUAGUUUAUACAGAUACUGGUACUACAGUUGCUAAAUAUACACCUUUAAUUGUAUUUAAUAAACAGUUAAUACAUUUAUUUGUUCAUAGGAGAUACAUUGAAUGCUCCUACUACUAUACGUGUAACUGUAUACACUACAUACUGUAUUAUACAGGGGUCUAUAUUACAGUAUAUGCAGCAUAAGAUGUAGAACUUAAAGUACUCUAUACUGCAAAUUUAAUAAGAUUCACAUUAUA